AACGCGAAUUGGAACAAGACAUCAUUGGGUUCAAUACCUUCGACACAGUAACAUCUUCAGUCAGUUCGUAUAUAGUUUGCCAAUCUCCACUAGAACUAUAGCUACAGAAUGAAACUCUUCAUUGGUGCCCUCUCCCUGUGCCUGGUGGCCCUCGCAGCUGCCCAGUCGGCUGAUCCAGCGGGUCUGGAACCCUCGGCAGAGUAUCUGCCACCUGUUGGCGAUGCCGAGGCCGCUCAGCUCUCCGAGGAUGGCUACCGCUACAAGACCGUGCGACGAUUGAAGCUGCGCCACCGCCGCGAGGUGCCCAACCAGGAGUACCUGCCCCCUGUGGACAAUGCACCCAGCCAGGAGUACCUGCCCCCAGUCGACGCUGCUGCCAUUGGAGACACCAAAGUGGCCGAUGAUGGCUACCGCUACAAGACCGUCCGCAAGCUCAAGUUCCGUGCCCGCCACCGCCGUGAUGUGUCCGAGAUUGCCGAGCCCAUCAACGAGUAUCUGCCCCCCGUGGAGGUGUCGCUGGCUCCCGAGCUGAAGACCGUCCUGGGCGAUGAUGGCUACCGCUACAAGACCGUGCGUCGCCUCAAGCUGCGCCGCCACCGUCGUGAGGUCGCCGUCGCUGCCGAGGAGGCCUCCGCCGAGAGUGCCCCCAAUGGCGAGUACCUGCCCCCGGCCGAGGCCGCACCCGUCGAGGCUGAGCCCAAGGCUGCCGCUGAGGAGGGAACCGAGCUGGCCAAGGAUGGAUACCGCUACAAGACCGUGCGCCGCAUCCGGUACCGCCGCCACUAAGCUUCUGACUGGACACGAACUGAGGAAUAUUGAACCAAAUUGAUCCUGGAAAGUACACAGAGUAGAGCCGGGCUCCCGGCCCCAGCGCCCCUGCCCGGCUGACUCGACAGCAAUUUUCUACCCUCCUUCUCCCCAAUACACUACACAGACCUUCAAUUGUCCCAGCAUAUGGAAUAAUAAAAUUUAUUCACGAA
Drosophila obscura is the source of this 980-nucleotide messenger RNA. RefSeq lists its product as uncharacterized. Bases 109 to 786 code for a protein of 225 amino acids. The record is from RefSeq and is a predicted model, not a curated record. NCBI's taxonomy places the organism in Eukaryota, Metazoa, Arthropoda, Insecta, Diptera, Drosophilidae. The transcript has 2 exons.